Messenger RNA from Hypoxylon trugodes, 1693 nucleotides. Its product is annotated as NAD(P)-binding protein. Gene Ontology annotation, molecular function: oxidoreductase activity; nucleotide binding. The record is from RefSeq and is a predicted model, not a curated record. Lineage: Eukaryota; Fungi; Ascomycota; Sordariomycetes; Xylariales; Hypoxylaceae. Gene Ontology annotation, biological process: NADPH regeneration. The transcript is spliced from 4 exons. Bases 214 to 1509 code for a protein of 431 amino acids. Gene Ontology annotation, cellular component: cytoplasm.
GCCCCUCAAUUUUUCCGUCUAUGAGCUUCCCCAAGCUAGUUCAAAGCGACUGGAUAAAAUAUACAACGAAUUGUUCUUUCUACUUCGUCUCUAUUUUUUUUAUUUUUCUCCUUCGUUAACCGCUUCACGAUCCCUCAUCGCGGAUCUUUACGUAAAACUAGACCCCUUUCGGAUAUUUACGCAUCCACGAGACACGAGGCAGAACAUACCACAAUGGCAGCCGAGGCGAUCAAGUCAGUUAUCGUCCUGACGAACUCACCCUCGCCACUGAAUGUGCUGAUGGUUGGUACAGGCGAAUAUACGACGGGUUUUGUCGGCGGUGGCGCUUCGGGCUCAGACAAAAAGGUUGGUGUUGUUGGGCUGACUCUCUUUGAUCUUCGGAGAAGAGGGAAGGUCGCUAAGCUAGGAAUGGUUGGAACGAAUGGGACGAAAUUUCCAGCGAUUAGACAACAUCUCGACACCAAUAUCUCCAAGGUUUAUAAUGGCUUAGACUGCUCAUUCGAUUCAUAUCCAUCCAACGAUGUCAAAGACCCAGACGCUUACAAGGCCGCCAUUGACGCGCUAAAGCCGGGUGAUGCUAUCACUAUCUUCACACCAGACACCACACAUUAUCCAAUCGCUCUAUACGCAAUUGAGCGUGGAAUACAUGUUCUGAUCACCAAGCCAGCCGUGAAAACUCUGGAGCAUCACCAGACCCUAAUUGCAGCCGCCAAGAAGCACAAUGUAUAUGUGUACAUUGAACAUCACAAGCGAUUCGAUCCCGCGUAUUCGGACGCUAAGUACAAGGCGCAGAAAUUAGGCGACUUCAACUACUUCUACAGUUACAUGUCCCAACCGAAGUCGCAACUAGAGACUUUCAAGGCGUGGGCUGGUGUCGAUUCCGACAUCUCAUACUACCUAAACAGCCACCACAUAGACAUUUGCGACUCAAUGGUGUCGCAACUAGGUUUCGUCCCCGUGAAAGUCUCGGCUUCGGCGGCAAAAGGUAUCGCUACUAGUCUUGGAUGUAAUGAGGCAACCGAGGAUACCAUCACAGUUUUAGUCACAUGGCAAAAACAAGGCGACCCUAGCAAAAUCGCUACAGGUGUGUAUACAGCAUCGUGGACAGCCCCGCAGAAAGCUGGCGUACACUCAAACCAAUACUUCCACUACAUGGCGUCGGCGGGCGAGGUCCGCAUCAACCAGGCCAAGCGCGGAUACGACGUAGCCGACGAUACCGCCGGUCAGCUUGUGUGGUACAAUCCAUUCUACAUGAAAUACGCACCAGAUGAUGAAGGGAAUUUCGGCGGCCAGACCGGCUACGGAUAUAUCUCUUUUGAGAAGUUCGUAGAUGGGUGCCGAGCGGUGAACGCCGGGACCUUGAAACCUGCUGACCUAGAUGCGAGGGGUCUGCCAACUCUAAACAACACUAUCGCGACGACUGCUAUCCUCGAGGCCGGCCGACGAAGUAUAGAUGAAGACAGAGAGAUUAGGAUCGAGAUCGCCGAUGGUACUUGGAAGCUAGUGUAAAUUAUAGGUUAUUGAGGUGAAUCAUCUACUAAAACCUAUGAGAUUGGGACGUGAUUGAUAUAAUCAUUCUGUAUUUGGUUUCAAAUUUGAAAAUGCCAUACCUAGGUAGUUAUAUCCUCGAUUUCCAUAAUUGUGUAGUAUUUACUAGGAGUUAUGAACCUGUUAUCAGACCCUAUCUCUACCA